Messenger RNA from Emys orbicularis (European pond turtle), 1131 nucleotides. Its product is annotated as interferon-induced transmembrane protein 1-like. The coding region runs from base 47 to 475 and encodes 142 amino acids. Gene Ontology annotation, cellular component: plasma membrane. Gene Ontology annotation, biological process: type I interferon-mediated signaling pathway; response to interferon-beta; host-mediated suppression of symbiont invasion. The record is from RefSeq and is a predicted model, not a curated record. NCBI's taxonomy places the organism in Eukaryota, Metazoa, Chordata, Testudines, Emydidae. The transcript has 2 exons.
CGGCAUAUCUGGAGCCCCCAGAGCCAGUCGGGGGCAGCGCCGUGCCAUGGAUCACAGCGUGAGCAUCGACCUGCAGCCCCGCGAUGGUGGCAAGGUGGGGCAGGACGGCUCGGCUCCCCCGUACUCCACCUACUCCUACAUCAGCACCACGCAGGGCUUCCCCGUGCAGCCGCCGCCUCGCGACUUCGUGCUCUGGUCCCUCUUCAACACCGUCUUCUGCAACGUCUGCUGCCUCGGCUUCUUGGCUCUGGUCUUCUCCUUCAAGGCCAGAGAUCGUAAAGUCCUGGGUGACACCGAUGGAGCAGGAAGCUAUGGCAAGACUGCCAAGUGCCUGAACAUCACAGUCCUGGUACUGAGCCUCUUGACAGUGGUUCUGAUCAUCGUCCUCGUGACAACAGGAGUUGCGGCUGUCUCAGAUGCAAUUCAAAAGGAGAACCAAAACAGGAACAACUACGGCAUUAACUACGGCAACUAAACCACCCCUCAGGAUUCUCCCCAGCUGGAUGACUUCUCCCCAAGCUUCCCUUACUCCGCUCUGCUUGCCUUUGUUCUGCUGUUUAAAUUGUCAAGGGCUGGAGUGCUCAGUUGCUGAGUGGAUGAAGGGGCAGUGCUCUCCUGGUGUUCCAGUUGUUCUGUAACUGGAACCCAGCAAUUCUCUUUGCGACGUGGAGAUCUCAACUCCACCACCACCCCCUUACAGCCACCAUCCUUCUACUGAGACUGGCUGGCUGAUCCUCCUUCCAAAGUGCCACCAGCCAAGUUCUACCUUAACAGGAGGGAGGGGUCACUAUAGAGAUGGGGUGGGGUGGGUCUCACAUUGCUCUGUUUCCCCCACCCGUAAAGCAGACUGCAUGCCUUUCAAAGCCCUCCGAGAUCUUGCAGCUGUUGGGGAGGGUGAACAUUGUUCUGCUUAUGCACAAAAGCUUAUGCCCAAAUAAAUCUGUUAGUCUUUAAGGUGCCACCGGACUCCUUGUUGUUUUUGUGGAUACAGACUAACACGGCUACCCCCUGAUAAUUGUUCUGCUUGUGAUUAUUCAGAUUUUUUCUUUAGAGAAUUAUUUUUGUAGAGCUUUCCUUGGCAGAAAUGUGUCGGGACUAUUUUCAAAUAAAAGUUUUUUUUCCUCUUGUAAA